Messenger RNA from Plectropomus leopardus (leopard coralgrouper), 554 nucleotides. The record is from RefSeq and is a predicted model, not a curated record. Lineage: Eukaryota; Metazoa; Chordata; Actinopteri; Perciformes; Serranidae.
UUCCUGUCUGCAGACUCUUCCCUCAGAACGGUGACGUCAUCAACUUUGCGUCCUGGUUUGCGUUCGCCUUCCCCACCAUGGUGCUGACGCUGACGCUCGCCUGGUUCUGGCUGCAGUUUCUCUUCAUCGGCUGCAACGUGCGGAGGACGUGGGGCUGCGGGGCGGUGCAGUCGGAGAAGGAGCGAGCGGCGUACGCGGUGAUCCGAGACGAGCACCGGCGUCUGGGGCCCGUGAGUUACGGCGAGGUCAGCGUGCUGGCGCUCCUCGUCCUCAUGGUGGUGCUGUGGUUCACACGAGACCCGCGCUUCAUGGACGGCUGGGCCACGCACGUCUUCAACGCCAAGGCCGAGUGAGUACGAUUCAAAACACAGUAACUGAAGGGACGUCUGGAAACUCUCCCAUACGGUCAUGGAAAACCUGGAAAAGCUGUUUAACUUUCAAAUAGCACUUUAGAGGCCCAAAACGGUUUUGGAAAAGUUCUGUUCUACUUUUCUCUGUUUCACAAACACAUGAUGUGUUCAAGGACCAUCAGAAAUUCAUCUGAAUUUUUUUGU